CUUACUCCAAACGCUCACCGGUUCUUAAAUUGUUUUGUUAAUAUUUGUGAAAAUCUGAAAAUCAACCCUUCCCUUGAGCUUUUCCUCCACAUGUACGAAGUCUUGCCCGGGACUAGUAACUGCCCGGGCUUCGUCUAUUUCCAUUCCCGCAAUAAGAGGGGGUUUGUGACCGGUCUUCCCCCCAGCCAUAAGAGAUGGAAACAAAGAUUCGUUUUUAUUGAGUUUCCCUCUGACCAAUUUCCUUUCACUAACCCCGAGUGGGCUGACCGGGUAAUAAAACCUGAAAGGGUUCACCCGGAGCCUACCCCUGAGCUUGAAGAUGCCUGCGAGAAACUUCUCAAGGGUGAUCCUGUGUCCGGUAAGCCAUACGCCUACGGUGGAUGGGUAUACCGGUUACCUAACCCGGAUGGGGGUGAAUCUGCGACCCAUGACGCAGAAGAUGACCGGGCAGACUCCCCGGAUGGUCAUGCUGAGGCCAGUUCUCCUCGUCCAGACAUGAACUUCAACAGGAUGACCACCAUCAUUGAGGAUGAUGACGAUGAUGUCCAAGUCCUCAACUCCAACCGGUCUCCUCUCUCCAAGCCUCCUUCUCCUCCUUACUUCCCUGAAAUGGAUGGGGCCACAAGCCAAAGGGAAGGGGACCGGUCAUUCUUCUUCUCAGAAAAGGAAGAGUUCCCACAAGACUUCCAGGGGGAGAGGAGGAAGAAGGUCAGGUUAUCAGAUCUAGAAGGGGAGUCCAUUGAAGUGACCUUUUUAUCCCUGGCCCAGAAACUCAGCAAGGUUGGAGUUCUAUCCGAAGAAGUUGGCCGGUCACUCCUGGAGUCCAAGGACCAGGUCUCCGAACUUACCCUCCUUCUUGAUUCUGCCAAGUUGGAGAUCAAUGACCGGGCCGAGAGGGAGAAGAGACUUGAAGAGGAGCUGAAGGAAGAAAGGGCCAGGCUAGACGAGGAAAGAGCCAAGCUAGUGGAGGAGAAGAGAAAGGUGGCUGAGCUAGAGGAAGCUUUGGGACAGGCUGAAGAAUCUGCCCGGGCAAAGGAGCAGUCUUUUCCUGAUGAUGCUGCAACUUGGGCCGCUUGCCAUCACACCGAAGUUGCCCGGUCUGUUCUCACCAAGCCGGAGGAUACCAUGGAUUUUUUCAAGACCAUGUACAAAGAACCGGAGGGCAUGAGGAUGAUAACUGAGAUCGGGUCAUACGGCUUCCAGUGUGGCCAGAAGGAUGAGAGGUCCCUUCUCUAUGCCAGGCUCCAGAAAAGGGACCCUUCGUUUGACCCGGCCAAGAUGAAGCUUCCUCCUUUGUACAAGGAAGAGCCAGCCCCCCCUUUCCCUUUGCAGUAGGUUAGGGUAGAUAAUGAAAACACUCUGAAUUU
Messenger RNA from Cuscuta campestris, 1367 nucleotides. Lineage: Eukaryota; Viridiplantae; Streptophyta; Magnoliopsida; Solanales; Convolvulaceae. The record is from the annotation of a GenBank genome assembly.